CGCAGGGCUUUUGAAUGCGGGCAGCCCCUGCCGCUGCCUGCCCUCCGGCCCCCCUGCCGCUGCCGCCCCUGAUUCCCCUGCCCCUGCGACACACCCUGCACGCUGCAAUCCCCCUCCCCUGCUGUGCCCCUUCUGCACCUGCCCCUGCCCUGCUACCCCUGCUGUCCUUCCCCAGGGCGUGUGGCCGGAGGAGCUGGGGGGUCAGUUCUACCCGCGGGAGCGGGGACCCAGCGCGCAGGCGUGGAUCGACAUCCUGAAGUCCGACAUCCUGCCCCUGUGGCCCGACCCCGAGGACCCCGCCCAGGCCGACGCGGGUGCCGGCAUCACGGAGCUGUUCGCCUACCUGCCGCAGUACCUGGGGCAAUCCUGGUCCAAUGGGGGUGCACUGGGAUACUGGAACCCCGGCCUCAGGAGGAGGAGCGCCGAGCGACCCGCGGGUCAGUUGGACCCGGCGGCGACUGCGGCUGCGGGAGGAGGAGUGUCUGCGGGAGGGCAGCAGCAGUUGCUGCAGGUGGUGCAGCAGGAGGAGGUGGUGGUGGUGGAGGUGGAGGUGCCGUCUCCGGUGGCGUUGGCGCAUUUCGUGCACGUGCCGGGGGGUGCAACGAACAAGCUAACGGUCAAGAUGGCCUCAGCCAACUGGGAUUGGGACAUCGCCCACGCCUCGCACCCCAACCGCGGCGUCUUCUUCGCCAGCAGUGCCGCUGCGCCCGUGCCGUACGUGCUCGCCUACUCCCCCUCCCUGGAGCGAUCCGAGUGGACGAGUGAGGCGGAGUUUGCGGCUGCCGUACUGUCGUUGAUGCGGGUGGCCAUGGAGAUGGGGCGGGCGGCGGCCUAUCCCGCUCCCCGCUGUAACGUCAGCUGGCUGGGAGGGGCGGGGAACAACCGCCUGCCCCUGCAGGUCUUCCAUGGUGCGCACAUCCCCUACGCGCCCGCCUCCGCCGGCUUCUCCGACCUGCGCUGCCUGUGGGGCGGCUACCUGCAGCACGGAUGCCAGGCGGUCAGGAGCUACUUCUCGGGGGGCCUGCUUGCUCCCGAGUUCGACCACUUGAUAGACCUGCUGCGGCCUCACAUGCCACCCAGCGACAACAACAACCCCUUUGUGAGUGGCAGCAACAGCAGCAGCGGCACCGCUAGCAAGGUCAGCGGUAUCAACCCAGCUGAAAGCGCGGCGCACCUAACCGAAUUGGGCUUCUCAGCGGAGGCUGUUGCAGCUGCAACCAACAUUUCCUUCAUCAUUCCAGGGACUACAACCGCCGCAACCGCUGCUACAACCGUUGGCAGCGGUGGCAUUAGCACCAUCGUACCAAACCUGGUGGUUACAGUUCCCUCGGAGGUGCUACAACCGCCACCGCCUGCUACUGCCUGGGACGUAACAGAGCUAGCAGCCCGGCUAUCCGAAUUGUACGGCGGUCCGAAAGAACCUAGUAGUACGACAAAUAGCGGCAGUACGACAACGGGUAGCUUUAGCAGUAGUGCGGGCAGUAACGGUGGCAGCAAACCGUUGGUGUUGGUGCUCCCGGAGGUACCCAAGUUGUCGCAUAAAUUGGGUCCCAAGCAUGUGCUGCUCCGGGAGCAAUUGGAAACGGGUCCGGAUCGAUCGACCAUGUCAUGUGAAUGGAUCCGUACGGGAAGACCGUACCGGCGGACACGAAGGAGGGCUCGAAUGGCAGUGUAGGUGGGGUGUACUUAACUAAGGAAUAUGAAGUGAAGGUUGGGUGGAGGAGGCGGAGGAGGAGGCGAGACGCGAGGGAGGGGCAUCUUGGUUGUGGGCUGAAGAGGUGGUUUGAACUUGCCUGGAUGGGCGCAUGUGGGUUGUGCUAGGUGUUGGUAAAGUGGAAAGGGGUAUUAGGCAUUGACGGUGUCGAGCCUGCUGGAGGUUGACAUGUGAGCUGAUGUAAAUACGUGGGAUAGGUGCAAGAGGCCUCCUAAAGUGGAACAUGCCGUGCUAAUGGUGGCCACCUCGCAAAUCGGGACAAGCUGAAGGAGUUCAGAACAGGGGUAGCAACCCCGCACGAUAUGCUCCCGUUGUACGGCUUGCAUCUGUCGCAUGGCUCCGAGACCAGUUUCACAACGAAAAUGCAAGCUCGGCGAUUGACUUAUCUUGUUGUUUCUUUACGAUGACUGACAGCCGCGAUGGCUGUCUUUGUGCUAAAUCCGCGUUUAGACGCCAGCAAAGUGCAGCAUGCAACACGUGUUGCUCAGCCAAGGAGGAUUGUUACUGUAAGAAGCUUUCUUAACGAAAAUGGAACACAGUCCGACGCCACUUGGCUUAGGGGCGCAGCUGGUGUUGUCGCGGGUGCCGCACUAUUAUGGACGGCAUCCGGAGUCUAUUCGCCUCCGGCUGGAGCCUUCACCGCUUCAAGCUCGACCGCAUCAUCGUCCAUCACAGAGGACCGUCCCAAGUAUCUCAUGUUGGAGCGGCAUCGCAUAGAGCGUUUAAUGCUAGGAGAAUUCGCUGACAGGCUGGCGGAGCUUAGCGACGAAGAGUUGACGGACCUCUUAGAAGACGUUAUGCGUAGCAGACACACCAGCAGCGCCCCGGAGCUCUGGGACAGAGUGGGUCGACAAACUGCCAAUCAGCAGGCUCGCUCGACUGGAGGCCGGCAUGACGCCUCACCACUUUCAAACGAGCAAACACCUUUUGCUCAAACAUCGGUCGCGCCCUCUUCCGCCAACACGGACACCGCGUCCAGUCCUCCUUACCGGGGCAUUGGCACGCCGAGCAUGGUGAUUGAAGAGCGUGGAAGUGCUCUCACAAGCAAUAGCGGCAGCAGGAGCAGCAGAUCCGAGGGGACGCCUCAAACGCGGGGUGGGGCAGAAAAAGCGCCCAAGUCAGCUUCCGAUACAAACCCCAAAGCUGCCGCUGCUAACCCCAUCCUCCGCGACCGGGAAGCAAUCAGCAGCCAGGCGUCCAGCAGUCCGCCAUCCUCCUCAGCCUCCUCUAACGCCCCCUCUCCGACACAGCCAGCACCGCAACCGCCUAGCAGCCAGCGGCAAGCUGCCAGCACUCCGCGUGGGCCCGAUCCCGUGCCCAGCAGGGCGGCCCAGGAGGAGGAGGAGGACGAUGAAGAGUUCGACUACACACGGCAGCUGCUGUCGCGUUCAUCUGGGUCGGAUGCAGCAAGCGUGAGUUCUGCAUCGCCCCUCCCACAGCCUACAACGCAACAGCAGCGGCAGCAAGAGGCGGCCAAAGCCGUUUCCCUUGCCGAAGCACCUUCCCUCACCAGCGAUACUACAACUUCUUCGGGCGAUGCACCCACCACCACCACCACCACCAGCGGAGGUGUUGCCCUGGUCCUCCACGCCCUAACCUCCCACCUGCCAGACCCAUCCUCCAUGCUUCCCAAUCCCCUGCCUAACCCCUUCGCCGGGUUAGAAGGCCACCUCCCAUGGCCCUACCCCUUCCCAGAUCUCCACCUCCCAGCUCUGCCCCUCCCAGCUGCUCUGCCUUCCGUUUCCCUUCCGCUGCUGCUGGAAGGGGUUUCGGAGCUCCUGCCUCGGAUCUGGGUCAACGUGCGCUACGCUGCAGCCAGCCUGGCGGACAGCGACGCGGCGUACGCGGCUCGGGAGGUGCUGGUGCCGGUUGGACUGGUGGCUGCGGGAACUGCGGGAGUGGUGGCCAUCAGCUCGUUGGUGGAUGCAGCUGCGGAGGCGCCACCGGACACACCCACAGCGGCAGCAUCGGGGACGGAACAGCAGCAGCAGGAGCAGCAGCAGCAGCAGGGAGGCCAGCAAUCCACGGGCUCGCCAUCGUUUCCCGGCAGCGGGGGGAGUGGGAGCGAUGGCGGGGCGCAAGGGGUUGCAGCGGCGAGCAACGCUGCGUUGCCGACCGCCUCCCAGCAGGGCCCACAACAGCAGCAGCAACAACAGCAGCCUGAGCAGGGGCCGGGACCGUUGCAGCGGUUAUGGGGUCUGGCCUCCACGUUGCCCUUGCCAUUCCUCACGCGACAGGGCGCAGCGGAAUCUGCACCCGGUGGCGCAGCCAAGCCUUCCCCCACGGCGUCCCCAGCCCCGGCCCCAGUGCCAAUACCACAGGUUGCUGCUCCUGCUCGAGAGGUGUUGCAAACUACGCAGCCCCCUAGCAGCGCAAGCCAGCCUGCGUCGCUCAACGGGUCAGUGACGGCGGGAUCCGCGCAGCAAGGAGAUGGCACUGCCGCUGCUGCUGGCGGCAAGGCGGGUGCGUUACAAAACCCCCGACUGUUGCGGUUGUUGGACAACGGUCCUGGGUCGCAGAUCCCUGGGGUCGGCUCGGGUCCUCCUGCUGCUGCUGCUGCUGCUGCUGCUCGCCAGGGGCAAGCUGGGAGCUUGCUGCCUGGCACGGAAUCCGCGUCGGAGUCGCCAACAUCAUCGUCAGCAGGGGCCCCCGCAGCGCCCACGGUUCUGUGGACGCGACGGGGAUCCGGCGGGGAUGCGCCUCAACAACAACCACAACCGCAGCAGCAGCAGCAGCAGCAGACCGGCACGCCUGGGUCGUCUUCAGGAGGAGGAGUGCUCUGGCAGCGGGGUGAGGCGGGUGCGGGUGCAGCGGCCGGAGCUCGGAGGCAAACCAACAACCGUCAACGGUGGCCCCAACCGCCGCCGCCUCCACCGCCGCCGCCGCUCUCCGACAUGCCUCCGCCGCCACCGCCGCCGGGCAUGCCGCCUCAGCUGCCUAUGGGUGCGAGCCCAGCUGAGAUGUUGGCCCAAUCGGCGAGGAGCAGCAACAGCAGCAAUGGCAACGUCACCUUGAAUGGCACGGUUGGGGACAACGGUCUCACAGGGUCCGUGGCUGGUGCAGCUGCAACAUCCCCUGCCCUAACAGCAGAAUUUGCUGUUACUGCCGGUACCACUAGUGGCAUCGGGGCAUCCUUCGGCAUCCCGCCUGACCCAUGGGUCACUUCCUCAGCCACAUCCGUGCACUCCGAUCCUGCCCCGGCGCAUGGCAGCGCUGGUCCUGCAGGUGCCCCCGUUCCAGGUGAGGCUGCUGGGGCCUCAGGGGGGGCAGCCCCCGGGCAACAGCUUGCGAGCGGGGGCCAGCUGCCCCUCUCGCCACCAGCGGAUGGGGUGUCUCCCUGGGAUCUGCCGCGGUAGGUGUUUCAUCGCACAUGUUGCAUAGCUGGCUACCUCUUCCUUUGCUGGAGAUAGUGCUUGAGGAGGGAGGCAGGGGAGCCUGACAUGUUGAAGUGGGCUUGGAGAAGUGGCUGUGUGAAUGUGUGAAGUGUGGCCUGUAGCCGCAGCUGCAUGAGGGGUGUGGCUGCAGGGACGUGCAGGAUGGGGCAUGGCGCUGAAGGGGGAGUUACUGGUGCUGUAACGGCUCUUGCGCUCGGUGUGGGAUUCUAGGCUAGAGUAAAGACAUGUGAACUAGCAUAUAACUAGAUGUUAUGUUCAGGCGUCGCAUGUACUGACGCCACGCAUCGCAUUAUGCACAUCUUCAUUCAGCGAUUGCAGCAAUGCAAACAGUAAGUUAAGGGCGUUUCAUUUGCCGCCUUUAACGUGCACACGGGUAACCGUAUGAGGUAUGACAUGUGGGCAUCAGUGCGUGUGUGCAGGGUCUCUUUGCGUCUUGCGGACAUGUGCCCGGUGAUAAGGACACAGAUGUGCAUAUGUGUUUACACAAGUAGCUUCUGUGACGGACUGUGUACAUGAGUAUGGAGUAUGCCGCCUCUAAGUCGGAAGAGCAUUGAAUGCUAUGCCAACGGCAUAGGGGCUAUUACGAGUCCCGAUUUGUGUAGUCCGUGUAACUGUAUGGUCGUUCGGAGAGCCUUUUAGGGGCCUUCUGUCCUCUCUGUCGGCAUGUAACGGUUACAGCUUUG
Messenger RNA from Astrephomene gubernaculifera, 5792 nucleotides. The record is from the annotation of a GenBank genome assembly. Lineage: Eukaryota; Viridiplantae; Chlorophyta; Chlorophyceae; Chlamydomonadales; Astrephomenaceae.